This is a messenger RNA of Pipistrellus kuhlii (Kuhl's pipistrelle), 4753 nucleotides long. RefSeq names its product ubiquitin specific peptidase 38 (gene USP38). The record is from RefSeq and is a predicted model, not a curated record. Lineage: Eukaryota; Metazoa; Chordata; Mammalia; Chiroptera; Vespertilionidae. The coding region runs from base 560 to 3682 and encodes 1040 amino acids. Gene Ontology annotation, molecular function: cysteine-type deubiquitinase activity; cysteine-type endopeptidase activity. Gene Ontology annotation, biological process: ubiquitin-dependent protein catabolic process; protein deubiquitination. Gene Ontology annotation, cellular component: nucleus; cytosol. The transcript is spliced from 10 exons.
ACUUCCUAUUUGGGGACCUUCUGAAUCCGGGUCAAGGGUGUCCGCCUUCCCUUCCCGGCAGAUCAGGCGGCACCCUCGGUGACAGCGGCUCCACCUGGCUCAGCCCAGGGCCCGUCUCGUCUCCACACCUGCUGAAGCCCGAACGCCCACCCCUGUCCCGUGCCGCGGAGGCGCGCUUCCUCCACCUGCCGGCUCACAACCCCGCGUCCGAAGAGCCCGCCGCUGCCGGGGGCCCUCCGCUGGCGCCUCCGAGCUGAUGCUGAGAAGGACCGCGGACCCGGGGCGGCGGCGGCGGCGUGCGGGCCUCCGGCUCCCUAGGCCCGCCGCGGGCGGGGCUGGCUCUCCCGCGCCCCACGCUUGCCAACUCCUCCCGCCCGCUCUUGCAUGGGCCCCCCUGCCCGAUAAAUGUGGCUGCUGAGGCGGCGGUGGCGGUGGCCGAUCCUGCUGCUGCUGCUGCUGCUGCUGUGCUCCAAGUGUACCUCCGCCCCGGGGCCCUCUCGCCCCACCUCGGGGCUGACUCCGCCCGCUCCCUGCCGCUCGGCCUGGCGACGUGACGACCAUGGACAAGAUCCUGGAGGGCCUGGUGAGCUCGUCCUACCCGCUGCCGGUGAAGCGGGUGAUCGUGCGGAAGGUGGUGGAGUCGGCCGAGCACUGGCAGGACGAGGCGCAGUGCCAGGCUAUGUUUGACCUGACCACCCGGCUCAUCUUGGAGGGCCAAGACCCCUUUCAGCGGCAGGUGGGGCACCAGGUGCUGGAGGCCUACGCACGGUACCACCGGCCCGAGUUCGAAUCCUUCUUCAACAAGACUCUCGUGUUGGGCCUUCUCCAGCAGGGCUACCAUUCGCUGGACAGGAAGGAUGUGGCCAUCCUGGACUACAUCCACAACGGCCUGAAGCUCAUCAUGAGCUGCCCCUCGGUGCUGGACCUCUUCGGCCUGCUGCAGGUGGAGGUGCUGCGGCUGGUGUGCGAGCGGCCCGAGCCGCCGCUGUGUGCCCGGCUCAGCGACCUCCUGAGCGACUUCGUGCAGUGCAUCCCCAAGGGGAAGUUGUCCAUCACCUUCUGUCAGCAGCUGGUUCGAACGAUAGGCCACUUCCAGUGCCAGUCCACCCAGGAGAAAGAGCUGCGGGAGUAUGUCGCUCAGGUGACCAAAGUGAGCAACUUGCUGCAGAACAUCUGGAAGGCCGAACCCUCCACCUUGCUGCCUUCCCUGCAGGAAAUUUUUGCAAGCAUCUCUUCCACGGAUGCAUCAUUUGAACCUUCUGUAGCAUUGGCAAGCCUUGUGCAGCAUAUUCCUCUUCAGAUGAUUACAGUUCUCAUCAAGAGCCUUACUACGGAUCCAAAUGUCAAAGAUGCAAGUAUGACCCAAGCUUUUUGCAGGAUGAUUGAUUGGCUGUCCUGGCCAUUGGCUCAGCAUGUGGAUACAUGGGUGAUUGCACUCUUGAAAGGACUGGCAGCAGUCCAAAAGUUUACUAUUUUGAUAGAUGUUACUUUACUGAAAAUAAAACUGGUUUUUAAUCGACUUCAGUUUCCUCUUGUGAGGCCUGGUGCUCUUGCAGUUCUUUCUCACAUGCUGCUUAGUUUUCAGCAUUCUCCAGAGGCAUUCCAUUUGAUUGUUCCUCAUGUGGUUAAUUUGGUUCACUCCCUCAGAAGUGAUGGUCUGCCUUCCAGUACAGCCUUCUUAGUACAGUUAACAGAAUUAAUACACUGUAUGAUGUAUCAUUACUCUGGAUUUCCAGAUCUCUACGAACCCAUUCUGGAAGCAAUAAAGGACUUACCUAAGCCCAGUGAGGAGAAGAUUAAAUUGAUUCUCAAUCAAAGUGCCUGGACUUCUCAAUCUGACGCUUUGGCAUCUUGCUUGUCUAGACUUUCUGGAAAAUCUGAAACUGGGAAAACUGGUCUUAUUAAUCUAGGAAAUACAUGUUACAUGAACAGUGUUAUACAAGCAUUGUUUAUGGCCACAGAUUUCAGGAGACAAGUAUUAUCUUUAAAUCUAAAUGGGUGCAAUUCAUUAAUGAAAAAAUUACAGCAUCUUUUUGCCUUUUUGGCUCAUACACAGAGAGAAGCAUAUGCACCUCGGAUAUUCUUUGAAGCUUCCAGACCUCCAUGGUUUACCCCCAGAUCACAGCAAGACUGUUCUGAAUACCUCAGGUUUCUGCUAGACAGGCUCCAUGAAGAAGAAAAAAUCUUGAAAGUUCAGUCCUCACACAAGCCUUCUGAAAGUCUGGGAUGCAUUGAAACUUCUCAGGAAGUAGCCAGUAAGGCAGCUGUACUGACAGAGACCCCUUACACAAGUGAUGGUGAGAAGACUUUGAUAGAAAAAAUGUUUGGAGGAAAACUACGAACUCACAUAUGUUGUUUGAACUGCAGGAGUACCUCACAAAAAGUGGAAGCCUUUACUGAUCUCUCCCUCGCCUUUUGUCCUUCCUCUUCCAUGGACAGCUUGUCUUUCCAAGAUCCAGCAUCAUCGCUCAGUAUACCGGAUGGUGGUCUACUGCAAGCCUGUCCUGGUCCUUCAGAAGAACCAGGAAUUUAUAAUCCAGCAGCAGCUACCUUUGUCUAUGAUUCAGUUAUGAAUGAAAGAAUGGCAGGCCACCCUCCUGAUGAAUUUUGCUGUACUGAAAAUACUUCUGUCCCUAGUGAAUCUAAUAAGAUUUUUAUUAAUAAAGAUGUACCUCAGAAGCCAGGAGGUGAAGCCACACCUUCAGUAACUGACUUACUAAAUUAUUUUUUGGCUCCAGAGAUUCUUACUGGAGACAACCAGUAUUAUUGUGAAAACUGUGCCUCUUUGCAGAAUGCCGAGAAAACUAUGCAAAUCACGGAGGAACCCGAAUACCUUAUUCUUACUCUCUUGAGAUUUUCAUAUGAUCAGAAGUAUCACGUGAGAAGAAAAAUUUUAGACAAUGUGUCACUGCCACUGGUUUUGGAGUUGCCAGUUAAAAGAACUACUUCUUUCUCUUCAUUGUCAGAAAGUUGGUCUAUAGAUGUUGACUUUACUGAUAUUAGUGAAAACCUAGCUAAAAAAUUAAAGCCUUCUGGGACUGAAGAAGCUUGCUGUCCCAUUUUGGUGCCCUAUCUAUUAAGUUCUGUUGUCGUUCACUCUGGUAUAUCCUCUGAAAGUGGGCAUUACUACUCCUAUGCUAGAAACAUCACAGGUACAGAGUCCUCAUACCAGAUGUGCCACCAGUCUGACACUCUGGCAUUAGCUUCCUCCCAGAGUCAUUUACUAGCAAGAGAUAGUCCUAGUGCAGUUAUGGAACAGGAUUUAGAAAAUAAGGAAAUGUCAAAAGAAUGGUUUUUAUUUAAUGACAGCAGAGUGACAUUUACUUCAUUUCAGUCAGUCCAGAAAAUUACGAGUAGAUUUCCAAAGGACACAGCUUAUGUGCUUUUGUAUAGAAAACAGAGCAGCACUAAUGGUUUGAGUGGUAAUAAUUCAACCAGUGGACUCUGGGUAAAUGGAGACCCACCUCUACAGAAAGAACUUAUGGAUGCUAUAACAAAAGACAAUAAACUAUAUUUACAGGAACAAGAGUUGAAUGCUCGAGCCCGGGCCCUUCAAGCUGCCUCUGCCUCCUGUUCAUUUCGGCCAAAUGGAUUUGAUGACAAUGACCCACCAGGAAGCUGUGGACCGACUGGCGGAGGGGGUGGAGGAGGGUUUAAUACAGUCAGCAGACUCGUAUUUUGAUCCUGAGAGAGUCCAAAAUGCACUGGUCACAAAACACCCGAUACUUUGACUGUUAAAAUGUCACACUGUAAUAAGUAUCAUAGCUAUCUUUUAUUUUUCUUUUCAUUAGACCCUUAUACUUUUAAGAAAACACACUCAGUGCUUGUUUUUAUUUUCUUGACAAUAGAUUUAUUAACAAAAUGCAUCAUGGGGGGAAAAAUCUACCUCUUAAAAUUCCAUUUGCUUUUAUGCUUAGACAUGCUUGACCAAAAAUUUUCAAAGGAAAAUAUAUACCUGGUCCCUAAUUAAGCUGCAUUAAAUUUAGUGGAAGCAUUUAAAUGCUCCUAUCCUCAGUUUUACAGAACAAAAAUUUUAAUUCACUUAGCAUCCUUCAUAAAAGAAUUAUGUUAGAGGUGAAGGAAAUAUUGUUUGAAAAGAAGAAAAGCCCUUAUUUCCUAUGUAGUUAUCCCAUUAUUAAAUUUAAAUCUUUGAAAAUAUGAGAGAUGAUAAGGGUCUCUAAUGAAGGCAAUAACAUAAAAUUUAUCAAGCUCUUGUACUUGUCAGGAUUGUUUAAUGCUGUCUUCAGCAUCACUACCUGCAUUUGAAGUACAAAUGUUUUUAAAGGAAUUAUUUAUACGUACAUGAUGACUUGAUUUUAAGAAAAAGUGCAUGAUCCUAUAGGAGCAACAUUUUUGCCUACACAUUGCUAACUUUAUAGUAUUUCUAAUUGUUUAGGGAUUUAAAAAUUCUAUUUCAGGGAGUCCCUCUUCUGUGUGUUUUGAAGGAGGUGAGUUCUGUAUGUGCCUUGCAGUACUGUAAUUAAAAAAUAGGAAUCUUUGGCUGCGGGAAAGCUUUUUUAAAAUGAAAUGUUAGGGAGUGAUUUUUUUUGUGUGUGCUAACAUUAAAAUUAUAACUUUUAUGAAAGGUAUUAUUAGAUUUUCCUGAAGUAAAAAUCUGAUUGUUCUAAACCAAUGCGUGUGAUUGUUUUUAACUCUUAGGAGAAGAAUUCAUAGAAAAUAAACCCAGUCAAGUAAAAAAAUCUUUUUUUGAUUUUGUUACUUAAUCCUCAGAAUAUUAAACAUUGAGCACAUA